AUGGAGGUUUAUGUUAUGGAUCAUGAUCAACAAUCGUCUCCGGCGGUAAUAAUCACGGACUUGGUAUUUGUAGACGAUGUAUACGCGGUGGUGACGUUGACUGCAGACGGAGAGUUACGGUCAGUUGGUCAAGAACGCCGGCAAUUGACGAUGAAGAAGGAUGUGAUAGGUUUCGUCGUGGAAGGUAAGCAGAUUAGAGUGAAAGCAGUUGUGGAGAGAGGUGGAGGAGGAAUCUGCUGCGGAGAAUCCGAUGGAGAUUUCACCAGGAAAGAUUUCGUGUUCGAGCCUCUCUACGAAGAUGCUAAAAACCGAUGGUGCUACAGCCUCCGUCGAUAUCUCGACUCUCUCGGUCGGCCUAAGAGAUUGCUUGUGUUUGUGAAUCCAUUUGGCGGGAAGAAAUCUGCUAACAAGAUUUUUGUUAAAGAAGUAAAGCCAUUGCUUGAAGAUGCUGAUAUUCAACUUGAUGUUCAAGAAACCAAGUAUCAGCUGCAUGCAAAGGAAAUUGUUAGGUCCAUGGAUGUAUCAAAAUACGAUGGUAUUGUUUGUGUUAGCGGUGACGGUGUUCUUGUUGAGGUUGUAAAUGGACUGCUAGAAAGAGAAGACUGGAGAAAUGCCUUAAAAUUGCCGAUUGGGAUGGUCCCUGCAGGAACUGGUAAUGGCAUGAUAAAGUCAUUGUUGGACUCGGUUGGGCUUCGAUGCUGUGCAAGUAGUGCUACUAUUUCUAUCAUCCGAGGUCAUAAACGCUCAGUAGAUGUGGCCACUAUCUCACAAGGGACUACCAAAUUCUUCAGUGUCUUGAUGCUUGCUUGGGGUUUGGUGGCUGAUAUUGACAUCGAGUCAGAGAAGUUCAGAUGGAUGGGAAGUGCUCGCAUUGACUUCUAUGCUCUUCAGAGAAUACUAUGUUUAAGACAAUACAAUGGACGAAUUUUAUUUAUACCAGCUCCUGGCUUUGAAAGCUAUGGGCAGCUAGUCAGUAACAGUCUAUACAAAGAGCCACCACCUAUUAGCGAUAAAGAACUUGGAUACCAAGGACCUGAUGCUAAAUUUGAAGAUCUGGAAUGGAGGGAAAUCAAAGGCCCUUUUGUUUCGGUAUGGCUUCAUAAUGUUCCAUGGGGUGCUGAGAACACUCUGGCCGCUCCUGAUGCAAAGUUUUCUGAUGGCUUCCUGGACUUGGUUGUCUUGAAGACCUGUCCUAAGCUUGUCUUGCUAUCACUUCUGAGACAGUUGAGUGAUGGAACACAUGUUCAUUCACCAUAUGUCUCUUAUCUAAAGGUGAAGGCAUUCGUGUUGGAGCCCGGUGCACGCGUAGACGAACCAGACAAGGAAGGAAUCAUAGAUUCGGAUGGAGAGGUGUUGGCAAGGGGAAGAAAAACAUAUAAAUGUGAUCAAAAGGCUCUGAUGUCUUAUGACAAGCUUCAAAUUACAGUUGAUCAAGGUUUAGCCACUCUCUUCUCUCCUGAAUAUUGA
This is a messenger RNA of Microthlaspi erraticum, 1467 nucleotides long. NCBI's taxonomy places the organism in Eukaryota, Viridiplantae, Streptophyta, Magnoliopsida, Brassicales, Brassicaceae. The record is from the annotation of a GenBank genome assembly.